AUGCCACCCCGGCCGUCCUCCGGAGAGCUAUGGGGGCUCCACCUCAUGCCCCCCCGGAUCAUGGUGGACUGCUGCCUGCCCAACGGGAUGAUGGUCACCCUGGAAUGCCUGCGGGAGGCCACGCUCCGGGGCAUCAAGCAGGACCUCUUCAAGGAGGCCAGGAAGUAUCCGCUUUUCCACCUGCUGCAGGAGGAAUCGUCCUACAUCUUUGUGGGGGUCACCCAAGAAGCCGAACGGGAGGAAUUCUUCGACGAGUCUCGGCGUCUGUGUGACCUGCGCCUCUUCCAGCCGAUCCUGAAGGUGGUGGAGCCCAUGGGAAACCGGGAGGAGAAGAUCCUCAACCGGGAGAUCGGCUUUGCCAUCGGGAUGCCCAUCUGCGAAUUUGAGCUGGUGAAAGACCCCGAGGUGCAGGAAUUUCGGCGCAACAUCCUCUCCGUCUGCCGCGAGGCGGUGGAGACGAGAGGGUCAACGGGACCCCAAAGCCAGGCCUUGUACGUCUACCCCCCCAACGUGGAAUCCAGCCCUGACCUGCCCAAACACCUGUACAGCAAGUUGGACAAAGGUCGGAUCAUAGUGACCAUUUGGGUUAUUGUGUCCCCAAACAACGACAAACAGAAAUACACCCUCAAGACGCCCCACGAUGCGCUGCCCGAGCAGGUGAUCGCCGAGGCCAUCCGGAAGAAGACGCGCAGCAUGCACCUCUCGCCCGAACAGCUGCGCCUUUGCGUGCAGGAGUACCAGGGCAAGUACUUGCUCAAGGUCUGCGGCUGCGACGAGUAUUUGCUGGAGAAGUACCCCCUCAGCCAGUACAAGUACAUGAGGAACUGCAUCGCCAUCGGCCGCCUGCCCCACCUGAUGCUGAUGAGCAAGGAGAGCCUCUACAGCCAACUGCCGGCCAACGUCUUCGUGCUGCCCUCGUACGCGCGCCGGUCAGCCACCUCCUCGCACGUGAACGGAGACGUGCCCACCAAGUCCCUCUGGUCCAUCAACAGCCUCCUGCGCAUCAAGAUCCUGUGCGCCACCUACGUGAACGUGAACAUCAGGGACAUAGAUAAGAUCUAUGUCCGGACGGGAAUUUUCCACGGUGGCGAACCGCUUUGUGACAACGUCAACACUCAGCGCGUGCCGUGCUCGAACCCUCGGUGGAACGAAUGGCUUUCGUACGACAUCUACCUGACCGACCUGCCGCGUGCGGCUCGUCUUUGCGUGUCCAUCUGCUCCGUCAAGGGCCGGAAGGGGGCCAAAGAGGAGCACUGCCCCCUGGCCUGGGGCAACAUCAACCUCUUUGACUACAAGGACACCCUGGUGGGUGGCAAGAUGGCCCUCAACCUGUGGCCGGUCCCCCACGGCCUGGAGGACUUGCUGAAUCCCAUCGGAGUCGGGGGGUCCAAUCCAAACAAGGAGACCCCGUGCCUGGAACUGGAAUUCACCUGGUACAGCCACCCGGUGAAAUUUGCUGAUGGUGCCGAAAUCGAGGAACACGCCAACUGGGCCAUGUCGCGGGAGCUGGGCCUCAACUACUGUAUGGUGGGCUUGAGCAACCGCCUGGCCCGCGACAGCUCAUUGGACGAGAGCGAACUGGAGCAGCUACGCAAUGUCUGCAACCGGGACCCCCUGUCGGAGAUCACGGAGCAGGAGAAGGACUUCCUUUGGCGCCACCGGCACUACUGCCUUAACAUCCCGGAGACCCUGCCCAAGUUGCUGCUGUCCGUCAAGUGGAACUCGCGAGACGAGGUGGCCCAGAUGUACUGCCUCCUGCGGGAAUGGCCGCUGAUCAAGCCGGAGCUCUCCAUGGAGCUGCUGGACUGCAAUUUCCCGGAUCCGGUCAUCCGCGAGUUCGCCCUGAAGUGCCUGGUCAAGGGACUGACCGACGACAAGCUCUCCCAGUACCUCAUCCAGCUGGUGCAGGUCCUCAAAUACGAACAGUACCUGGACAAUCCCCUGGCCCGCUUCCUCACCAUGAAGGCCCUCACCAACCAGAGGAUCGGCCAUUUUUACUUCUGGCAUCUGAAGUCGGAAAUGCACAGCAAGCCGAUCUCCCAACGCUUCGGGCUGAUGCUGGAGGCCUUCUGCCGGGGCUGCGGGAUGUACCUGAAGCACCUGAACCGGCAGGUGGAGGCCAUGGAGAAGCUCAUCAAUCUGACCGACAUCCUGAAGCAAGAGAAGAAGGACGAGACCCAGAAGAUGCAGAUGAAGUUCCUGGUGGAGCAGAUGAGGCGGCCGGACUACAUGGAGGCCCUCCAGGGCUUCAUCUGCCCGCUCAACCCCGUCCACCAGCUGGGCAACCUCCGGCUGGACGAGUGCCGGAUCAUGUCCUCGGCCAAGCGUCCCUUGUGGCUCAACUGGGAGAAUCCGGACAUCAUGUCCGAACUGCUCUUCACAAACCACGAGAUCAUCUUUAAGAACGGAGACGGUGAGCGGCUGAACCAGCUCUUCCACAUUGACUUCGGACACUUCCUGGACCACAAGAAAAAGAAAUUUGGGUACAAACGGGAGCGCGUGCCCUUCGUCCUGACCCAGGACUUCCUCAUCGUCAUCAGCAAAGGGGUGCAGGAGUGCACCAAGACCAAAGAAUUCGAGAGGUUCCAGGAGAUGUGCUACAAGGCCUAUCUGACCAUCCGCCAGCACGCCAACCUGCUCAUCAAUCUCUUCUCCAUGAUGCUGGGCAGCGGGCUUCCGGAGCUGCAGUCCUUCGACGACGUGGCCUACCUGCGGAAGACCCUGGCGCUGGACAAGACGGAGCAGGAGGCCCUGGAGUACUUCACCAAGCAGAUGAACGAGGCCCACCACGGCGGAUGGACCACCAAGAUGGACUGGAUCUUCCACACCAUCCGGCACAUGCCGCUGAACGAGGCCAGCCACGACUGACCCACCGUCCAGGGAGGGUGGUGUGGACCCUCGCUCGGGCAGGGGCGGCCC
Messenger RNA from Protobothrops mucrosquamatus (brown spotted pit viper), 2919 nucleotides. RefSeq names its product phosphatidylinositol 4,5-bisphosphate 3-kinase catalytic subunit alpha isoform-like. Bases 1 to 2868 code for a protein of 955 amino acids. The record is from RefSeq and is a predicted model, not a curated record. The transcript is spliced from 18 exons. NCBI's taxonomy places the organism in Eukaryota, Metazoa, Chordata, Lepidosauria, Squamata, Viperidae. Gene Ontology annotation, cellular component: cytoplasm; phosphatidylinositol 3-kinase complex, class IB; phosphatidylinositol 3-kinase complex, class IA. Gene Ontology annotation, molecular function: 1-phosphatidylinositol-4-phosphate 3-kinase activity; 1-phosphatidylinositol-3-kinase activity. Gene Ontology annotation, biological process: cell migration; phosphatidylinositol 3-kinase/protein kinase B signal transduction; phosphatidylinositol-3-phosphate biosynthetic process.